AUGUAUCAUACAAUUUCUAUACACAACAACGAUCCUAGUUAUGAAUGUCACUUUCUUUUACAGUUACCGAUGUCCAACGCCAAUGUGCAUUGAAAUUAAUUGGACAAUCACAUGAAAAUAUUGGAGCUUGUUUGGAUGAUGACCCGUUGUACAGCCGUGUGAAAGAUAACAUGACAAGUAGUUUACGAUGUCCAGAAACGGACGCCAACACGCGAAGAGGAGCCACAAAUGGACCGGCUGACAUAAGCUAUGGCAUUUCGCUUGAUGACGACCCCUUGUACAGCAGUGUCGUAGAAAAAAUAUCUACACAUGAAGACGAGAAGGGCGCAUGCGGCUAUACGGAACAAGUGUAA
This is a messenger RNA of Dreissena polymorpha, 353 nucleotides long. RefSeq lists its product as uncharacterized. The record is from RefSeq and is a predicted model, not a curated record. The transcript has 5 exons. The coding region runs from base 45 to 353 and encodes 102 amino acids. Lineage: Eukaryota; Metazoa; Mollusca; Bivalvia; Myida; Dreissenidae.